Messenger RNA from Acanthaster planci (crown-of-thorns starfish), 1080 nucleotides. RefSeq names its product mitochondrial calcium uniporter regulator 1-like. The record is from RefSeq and is a predicted model, not a curated record. Gene Ontology annotation, cellular component: mitochondrion. NCBI's taxonomy places the organism in Eukaryota, Metazoa, Echinodermata, Asteroidea, Valvatida, Acanthasteridae.
UGGCGCACUUUGGGCGAAGUUAUCUGUAGAUCUAAUGCUAGGCAGGAGCUUCAAAGGAUGGUCAUUCCAGUCUGCCAGUCCGACCGAGGUUUCUGUUUAAACCACGCACACACACUGGGAACGAGGUUGGCUCGGCGGACACACGUGCCCUGCCUGCUGGCUGGCCUGCUAGUACUGUGUAAUGGCAAAUGAUGGCAUCAGCGCGAUGCACAGCAUACAGUAUGUACCAUCUAUUGCUGGUACACCCAAAUCAAAUUGCAGGUUUUUCUGUGCCUCCGCAAGCAGUGCCAGCAGACCUGUUGACAUUGUCACUAAAGACAAAGUCUUCAUUGACACCAAUGGUCUGGUCAACUCGCUCGAAGAAAAUGGGUUUUCAAGGCAACAGGCAGAGUGUCUCACGACUGUUUUGGUUAGUGUUUUCAGCAAGAAUGCAGAAGUUGUGUCAAAGGAGACAAUUUCAAAAGAACAGUUAGAAAUCAGUGUUCAGAUGAUCAUGUCACACAUCUCAGCUGUCAAGAAGGACAUGGUCAUCUUAGAGAAGAGUGAAUUCUCAACACUCCGCACUGAAAAUGAGAGAUUGGCAAAUCAAGUGACACAGUUGAACAAACAACUUAAGGAUGACAUCUCCAAUCUGAGUAACAAGGUGCUCUUGGACAUCAACAUGGAGAAAAGCCGGGUGAAAGAACAGGCCAAUGAGCAUCGAAUGCUGAUUGAAACCAACAAGAAUCUUGUGACCACCGAGGUAGCCAACGUCAUGUCUAAGCUGGAGGCGACUAAGAAUGACAUCUUUAGGUACUUUGCCGGGACACUGCUGGGCUGUUUGACAAUAGCGCUUGGGUUCUACCGCAUUUGGUCACACUGACAUCAGAUUUGAAAGUCAAUGUUAUUGUGUCCUGUUUUACCAGGUAAAUCCAAGGGUGGAUGGGGGGCCAUUUCCCCCAAAGCGAACUCCCCCCUUUAAUAAUGAGCAAGAGGCAAAUUAUUCUGUCUUUUUUAUACAUAUGAUAAGCCCCCAAAUGAAAGGAUUCACAAAGAAAAAAAUUCAAAUUUUUAAAACACAAGUUUCCCCCCCCCAAAAAA